Molecule: messenger RNA, 1591 nt
Organism: Arabidopsis arenosa
Lineage: Eukaryota; Viridiplantae; Streptophyta; Magnoliopsida; Brassicales; Brassicaceae
Source: the annotation of a GenBank genome assembly
GUCCUCGAAUCCGCCUCCGUUUGCGAUUCACCACUCGAUUGCAUGGGACUGAGACUUUUUCGUGGGGGCGACACAUCUCUGAAAAUUGGGGAAGAGUUGACACGAGCUCUAGUGGAAGAGACAGAUCAGGACGUUAAUGGAAGAGGAAAAAAAGGAUCAUUGGAGUCAUUCGACGACCUUGUCAAGGAGAUGACGUUAAAACGCCGUGAUAUAAGGGCGUUUGCUUCCGUAACUAAGAAGAUGCUGUUGCAGAUGGAGCGUAAAGUCCAAUCAGCGAAACAUCAUGAGUUAGUGUACUGGCAUUUAGCCUCUCACGGUAUUCCCAAAAGCCUUCAUUGCCUUUCCCUCAGAUUAACUGAAGAGUACUCUGUAAAUGCAAUGGCUCGAAUGCGUUUGCCUCCGCCUGAAUCCGUCUCUCGUUUGACCGACCCAUCUUUUCACCAUAUUGUAAUCUUGACCGACAAUGUCCUGGCUGCCUCUGUCGUCAUAUCUUCUACUGUACAGAACGCUGUGAAUCCCGAGAAGUUCGUCUUUCAUAUUGUUACCGAUAAAAAAACCUAUACCCCUAUGCACGCUUGGUUUGCUAUCAACUCUGCUUCAUCGCCAGUUGUUGAAGUAAAGGGACUUCAUCAGUAUGAUUGGCCUCAAGAAGUGAAUUUCAAAGUUAGAGAGAUGCUGGACAUCCACCGCUUGAUUUGGAGACGGCAUUAUCAAAAUUUGAAAGACUCUGAUUUUAGUUUUGUUGAGGGUUCUCAUGAGCAGUCCUUGCAAGCUCUAAAUCCUAGCUGCCUCGCCCUUUUGAAUCAUCUUCGCAUCUACGUUCCCAAGCUUUUUCCAGAUCUCAACAAGAUAGUGUUGUUGGAUGAUGAUGUAGUAGUACAGAGCGAUCUUUCGUCUUUAUGGGAAACGGAUCUCAAUGGUAAAGUUGCUGGUGCUGUCGUUGAUUCGUGGUGCGGAAACAACUGUUGCCCGGGAAGAAAAUAUAAAGACUAUUUCAACUUCUCACAUCCUCUGAUCUCAUCAAGCUUAGUUCAAGAUGACUGUGCUUGGCUUUCUGGUAUGAAUGUCUUUGAUCUCAAAGCCUGGAGACAAACCAAUAUCACAGAAGCUUACUCUGCAUGGUUAAGACUCAGUGUUAGUUCAGGACUACAAUUAUGGCAACCAGGAGCUUUACCACCGACAUUACUUGCUUUCACAGGACUCAUACAGUCUCUUGAACCAUCAUGGCACGUCGCUGGACUAGGUUCUCGAUCCGUAAAAUCCCCUCAAGAGAUUCUGAAAUCUGCUGCGGUUUUACAUUUCAGCGGUCCAGCAAAACCGUGGCUAGAGAUCAGUAACCCUGAGGUGCGAUCUAUUUGGUAUAGAUACGUAAAUUCCUCCGACAUCUUCGUUAGAAAAUGCAAAAUCAUGAACUGAGAUUAAAAGACAGAUUAGAAACAAAUAUAAAGAAAAGAGAAAACUGAGGGAUAAAGCCAAUACUUGCGGCUGUAUGAGAGAACAGAGGGAAGAAGGUUUAAGCCUUCAGCCUCUGCUCAUAUUUCUCUCAUGUCCAUAUACUAAACAGUAAUUUAGAUAAAGGACAAUUUCAAAU